This is a messenger RNA of Cicer arietinum (chickpea), 775 nucleotides long. Its product is annotated as glutaredoxin-C11. NCBI's taxonomy places the organism in Eukaryota, Viridiplantae, Streptophyta, Magnoliopsida, Fabales, Fabaceae. The record is from RefSeq and is a predicted model, not a curated record.
UUCAUGAAAUCUCAAAUUCCACCAAGAAAAAACAAAACAAAAUCAAUUACACAUACAAUUCUAGCAUCUUAAUUAUUGAAGUAUUAGUUAUGGAUAGAGUGAAGGAUUUGGCAUCAAAGAAAGCUGCAGUUAUAUUCACAAAGAGUUCAUGCUACAUGUGUCACAGCAUAACACAACUUUUUUAUGAGCUUGGAGCAAGCCCUGCAGUGCAUGAGCUUGACAAUGAUGUCUAUGGUAGGGAAAUGGAAAGGGCUUUGAGGAGUCUUGGAUGUAACCCUUCAGUUCCAGCUGUCUUCAUUGGAGGAAAAUUUGUAGGCUCAUCAAAGGAUGUUAUAUCUCUUCAUGUUGAUGGAUCUCUCAAACAAAUGCUUAUGGCUGCUAGAGCCAUUUGGUUCUAGCAAUAAUUAACUAGUAACACUCCAAAGUUGAAGGAGCUUUUAUAUGCUACUUUGGAGAUAAUUAAUGUUAUGUUAAGGGCACCCCUUCUUUUUGUUGAGUGUCCUCUUGUUUUUGUUUUGUUUGUAAACGAAGUGACCAACACUAUCUAAAACUCUUAUACACAACUGCGAGGUUCUGAAUUUGAACCCGAGUGAAGAUGUACAACUUAACACAUUUACCAUUUAAAGUAAAUUUAAUGGUCAAUGUUCUAUUUAAUUUUAAAAGUCAAGUGUAUUUAAAAAUAAUUUUGCUUUUUGUAAUUUUUAAAAAAUUCCAGUGUACUACACCUUACUAUUGAUAACAUGGGUGAAAAACAUUUCUCUUUUUGUUAAUGCAA